Messenger RNA from Danio rerio (zebrafish), 1538 nucleotides. RefSeq names its product carbonic anhydrase 4b (gene ca4b). Gene Ontology annotation, molecular function: carbonate dehydratase activity; zinc ion binding. The record is from RefSeq and is marked provisional. Lineage: Eukaryota; Metazoa; Chordata; Actinopteri; Cypriniformes; Danionidae. Gene Ontology annotation, cellular component: plasma membrane.
CUUUAGCUGUCGUUCUGGUCCAAAUAUUAAGGAUGAAUUUUCUCUGUCUUUCCACACUUGCUAUUUUAUGCAGGCUUGCUUCAAGUGCAGAAUGGUGUUAUCAGACCCAAGUAACUUGCUCCAAUCACUCAUGCAUAGGACCAGAUGACUGGGCAACAGUAGCCGCAGCGUGUGGAAACAAUAAACAGUCGCCAAUUAACAUUGUUACAAAUAAAGCUUCUACAGACAGUCGACUGACCCCAGUACAGUUUACAGACUAUCAAGAGAGACUCAAUGCUGUGAUUGUAAACAAUGGACAUACAGUGCAAAUUAACCUGCCAGACAGAGCAAAAAUUAAUGGGGCCAAUUUAGGAUCCACUUACAAAGCUCAGCAGCUUCACCUGCACUGGGGCAAGAAUGGAGGACCUGGAUCAGAGCAUACCAUUGAUGGAGAGAAAUUCCCUAUGGAGCUUCACGUUGUACAUAUAAAAGAAGAAUACAACUCUUUAGAGCAGGCUGUGGGUGACUCUUCUGGAGUGGCUGUUCUUGGGUUUUUCUAUGAGGAAUCAGAAAAUGCUAAUAAAAAUUAUGACGCUAUCAUAAAUUCUCUGACAAACAUUACACAUCCUGAAAGCAAUGCAGCACUUGGAGCCAUAUCAUUAGACAUGCUCAUUCCUAAUGAAGACUUGGACAAGUACUUUCGCUACGAGGGCUCACUCACCACACCGGGAUGUGCUGAAGCAGUGGUCUGGACCAUUUUUGAGAAAACUAUACCACUCAGCAAGGAACAGCUUUCUGCAUUUUCAAACUUGACGUUUUCAGACGGUGCGGCCAUGGUAAACACAUUCCGACCCAUUCAGCUGCGUUACGAUCGUCCGGUGUAUUAUUCGAGGAGUUACAUCUUUCAUGUUAGCACUAUCUUACUGGUCAGCUCUGUUUUCACAUCCCUCUGUGUUCUCACGGUCUGAUUUAUGCUUAUCUCUUCAGAAAGUUAUUUAUCGCUCAUCAAUAAUUUAAAAAAAAUCUGAGUUUAUUUAUUGCAUGUCGUUCAGCCAUGUGUGCCUUCAACAGCCCUAAGCACUGAAAAAACUACUAGGACUUACUUUUAGACACUUUUCACUAUUAAUUACAAUGAAAUGGCAAGUAAUAACCAAAUAAACAUGGUAUUUUAAGGCAGAGAUAAUUUCUUGUAAGGAGUGCUUGCAAUUUCACAAGUUUAGGGUUUUAAAAGUUACAUAUAACUAUUGUAACAUCUGUAUAUAAUGUAGUAUAAUUCCAAUUAUUUAGUUUUGUAUGUCAAUUGUUUCUGCAAAAUUUCUCCCAAUUACAAGAAGGCAAAAGAAAAAAAAAGACUAUCUUUUUACUCUCUUUGUGGAAGGUAAAAAUUACCAGGUGAAAGUGAGAGUACAUAGAGGAACAUGGUUACAUUUUAAUGUGUGACAGGCAAUGCUUCAUAACUGUGGUUGUUUGGGGAAAUGAAUGAUUAUAAUUACUGUACUGUGUAGCUAACCGUUCAGUCUAAACUGUAACACAAUAAAACAACAAACAAGCAAAAAAAA